AUGACGCGUGAAGGCAACAACAACUCACAAUCUCGUCGUCAACAUCGUUCCGGCGUGGAAAGGGCACCAUCACAGGGGUCACAAACCCGCCAGGCUCCUGGCAGCGAUGGCCCAGACACUCAGUUAACAGACAUCCCUGCCCCAAACCAGAUCAACGUUGCGCGCCGAGACAAGAUGGACUCGCAAAAGUCGACACAGUCCAACAAUGGUCGAAGCUAUGACCAGUACUGUCGUUCGCCAUCUCCCAGCAUGAGCACUCGGACUCGAGAACAAGCGAUUGUGGAGGAAGAGAAUGCAGGGACGGUGCAGUUUGAUCUUGAUAAAAUUCCCCAGGAAACGCCCUAUCAUGGUUCCAAUCUGCCACACGACUCGGGCUUCGUUGACUAUGGCACAAGUCGUCUUCCCAAACAUGCAUCUCACCAGCCCAUCUUAUCGUCGCCUCGCCCGCCAGAGACACCGGCUGCUCCACAUAACCCGUUUCGACAAGGACUCUCUCAGCUACUUUCCCCGUCCCAAAUGUUUCAGUCGACCCAGUUUUCAUCGGCCGUCAAGGUGGCCAGCCCAACUUCCUCACGACCAUCACCGGCAGAGUUCCCUCACCUAGGAUCACUUACCGGCCCAGCUCUGUCAUCCCCACUUAAGGAUCGGGGUCUUCGGUCGUCUUCUGUCCCGAACCCGCCAUCAAGCCCACAGAUUCUUUCAGGGAGAAAGUCAUCCAACCUGGAAAAUCGACCCAGCAGUCCCAUUCCUAGCGCCUCGAAUGGAAACAAAGCUGCUACUGAAGCGCCGCAAUCUGAGUUGCUCCCAAGGCGAAGAGCAGCCCUGGAGCCAAUGGCCGCUUAUGAGCCUAUUCACAAGUCCCAAGAAAGACGUGGCUCCUCGGAAGUGCGGUCAGACCCUCCUGUAUUCAAAAUGGACGAUGAUGAUGACGAGGAGCUACUUCGACGUCGAAGGGCACAGAGCAAAAAGAAUGCUGCGCUCAAGUCACUAACCGCCAUCAGUGUACCGCGUUCAGCGAAGACGAAGAUAGCAGAAAUCGAAGUGCCAUUGACGAGCAGUGAGAAACAAACGACAAAGGCGGAGGCAUAUCUUGCCCAGUGCCACGGCACCGAGGCUCAAGAUUCUUCACCGGAUGAAGAGACCAUCAAGGACUCCCAAGCUAAGAACUUGCCAUCUGGACCGAAACAGCCCGAUAUUGUUGACGACGAUGCAACCCAGUCUGACAACGGGGAUAUGGCAGAGCCAGUGGUAGACUUGACGCCAGUAGCAGAGCCCGAACUUCCAGCAGUGCGUUCAAGGCGGUCAGCUCGUUCGGGCCAUCCUGUUGAGCCCCCAGGUCUAGCUCCAGCUACAUCCAUUAUUCCGGAAACGAGUCCUACACGAGUUAGAAUGGAAGCCGGUGUGGUAGAGGAGCCAACCCAUCAGCCGGCUGCCCCAGAACUGGAGCCGGCCUUGCCUCACUCGACCCCCCCGGCGCCCAAUACAAGAUCCAGAAGGGCAAUUCUUGAGCCUCGUCACCCUUCAAGCUCAGACCUCACCUCCAUCGCCUCAACCCCCAGUAUCUACACAGACUCUACUAGAGCAUCUGUGUCUGAGCGCUCGCCUCUCGAGGCUUCAAUGGCUGGCAACUUCUCAGCGGUUUCUACGAGACUGAACCGGAGACAAGCCCGUGAGAGAGUUGCAAAGCCGAAAGGCUCAAGAGAGAGUCUGAGGCAAUCUGUAAGGUUGCAGAGCAGGAGGGGCUCAGGUUCAACAGACGAGCUCGCUCUGCCCCUGCCGACAACGCCGGCUUUUGAGGAUAGCUUGGGCGUCUCCCGUCUCAAUAUUGCUUCGGCAUCUCGGUCUACUUUUCGAGCUGCCUGCGUGAGCAUCAAAUCGCCCUUCGGCCAGCCUACUUCGGGAUUGUUCAGCAAUAUGGCUUUUGCCAUUUCUUUUCAAUCGAAGAAGCCAGGUGAAACCAAUGAUCAGUACAAGAAGCGCAUGGACGAUUCAACCACCCUUCAGAAGCGUAUUGCGCAAGCUGGGGGCAGGGUGCUUCCAAAUGGAUUCGAUGAGCUCUUUGAGGUUUCACCCGGGAGAUCACUCACGUCGACCCCGGUCGCUAGUCCUGGGAAGGGCCAGACGUCGGCUGAGAUCCAACUCACUCCCGCUGGGUAUGCCACCGGAUUUACGGCGUUGAUUGCUGAUGGGCACUCUCGCAAGGUGAAGUACAUGCAGGCUUUGGCGUUGGGGCUGCCGUGUAUUGCUCCGCGUUGGGUGACGAUGUGUCUAGACAGGGGGGAGCUGGUGGACUGGUCGCCUUUUCUCUUGUGCGCUGGACAGUCGGCUUUUUUGGAUAAUGCCAUCAGGUCGAGGAGUUUGGCUCCUUAUGACGCCGCGACGGCUAGGUUGGCGGAUGUGGUUGCCCAGCGCCCGAAGCUGCUGCAGGGGAGCAGGAUGCUGGCCGUGGUGAAGAAGUCGGUCCAGUCGAAGAAGAUGCCGUAUGUGUUUCUGGCGCAGGUGCUGGGGGUUUCGUUGACGAGGGUGUAUACUGUUGACGAGGCCAGGGUGGCGGUGAAGGCUGCGGAGGAGGCGGGGCAGGUGUUUGACUGGGUUUAUGUUGAUGGGAAGUCGGUCGAGCAGGCGCUGUUUUCGGCCCCUUUUUCGACGGGGCAGAAGAAGAAGAGGAAGAGGGGGUCGAUGGCGGCGCCGGAGGUGGUGACGGGGGAUGGUGGUGAGCCGCCGUUGAAGAGGAUUAGGACGCUGGAUGAUGAGUUGGUGAUUCAGAGUUUGAUUUUGGGGAGGUUGAUUGAGGAGGGGGAAAUGGAACAGUGA
Podospora anserina S mat+ is the source of this 2814-nucleotide messenger RNA. RefSeq lists its product as uncharacterized. Lineage: Eukaryota; Fungi; Ascomycota; Sordariomycetes; Sordariales; Podosporaceae. Gene Ontology annotation, biological process: DNA damage checkpoint signaling; positive regulation of transcription by RNA polymerase II. The coding region runs from base 1 to 2814 and encodes 937 amino acids. The record is from RefSeq and is a predicted model, not a curated record. The transcript has a single exon. Gene Ontology annotation, cellular component: nucleus. Gene Ontology annotation, molecular function: histone binding.